CACAGUUCUGUGCUCUGUUCUCUGAGCUCACACAACCCGGGAGGAAAACCGCUCAGAGGACGGAGAGUUCGUCGGACUUUUUUUUUUUUCAAAAAAUAUAAACAUUUACAUACAUUGGUAUUUUGGACAGAAUUUUCCUUGCGCUUAUUUUUUUUUUUGCGCUUUUUUUUUUCUCUGUGAUGCAUUUUGCGCAUCUCUGUUGGACUUAAUGGUUUUUACAACCGAGUGUCGCGUUUAUGGAGCCUUCAGCUGGGAUGUAACGGAAGGCAAAGCCACAUAAACCCGCCUUUAUUUUAAAUUCCAGGAAUAUCGCGCUUCUAAAUUAGAUAUAACUCGGUUUGACUCUUCAGCGUUGUUGUUGUUGUUGUUGUUGUUUUUUUAUUACUCGUCGAUGCGGGUCGCUUUAUGAUGACACGAGCCUGGAGGUCCUAACUGAAGCGUUUUGCCCUCUGCGUCGCGCCCCAUCACCCCAAUGAUGACUAUGAGCUCUAUAUCGGACACUCUGGUCCCCACCGACCCCUCCAAGUCGGCCUUCCUCGAGUUCGGCCACGGCUACCCCGGACACCCCGGACACCAGCAGCCGUCCCCGGGCCUCUCCCACAACCACUACUCCGUCCACGGCCUGCACGCCGUGGGGCCCUCGCAGCACGACGGGCCCUUCUCGUCCGGGGCCUCGUCGUACGGACGCCCUUUGGGGUACGCGCCUUACCACAGCCCCGUGGGCGCGCACCACCCCGGGGCCUACCUGCCCUACCAGCACGGGGGUCACGGCGGCGCGCUCGGACACACCAGACUGGAGGAUUCUGAGCACGAGAAGCCGACGGCGGUGAUCGAGAACGGCGAGGUGAGGCUGAACGGGAAGGGGAAGAAGAUCAGGAAGCCUCGCACCAUCUACUCCAGCCUGCAGCUCCAAGCGCUUAACCAGCGCUUCCAGCAAACCCAGUACCUCGCUCUGCCCGAGAGGGCCGACCUCGCCGCCAAGCUGGGCCUGACGCAGACGCAGGUGAAAAUAUGGUUCCAGAACAAACGCUCCAAAUACAAGAAGAUCAUGAAGAACGGGCCCUGCGGCCCUGAGGGGGACCACCUGGCCCCGCCCCCGUCCUCCUCCUCCUCCCCGUGCACCUUGUGGGACAUCAGCAUGGCGCCCAAAGGCGCGCCGGUGCACUCGGGAGGUUACAUGAACAAUUUUGGACACUGGUACCCGGGACACCAGCAGGACUCCAUGCCCAGGACUCAGAUGAUGUGACACACACUUCCAGGACCAAUUACGGAUUGCUUUCUUUUUUUUUUGUUGUUUUUUGUUUUGUUUUUUUUUUUUUUGUUUUUACACGCCGAGCUAAACUGGAGUGGGAAGGGACGAUGCUGAGAGUCGGAGCCACUCUGGAGGCAAAAAUAGAGACUUGAACUGUAGCGAUGUGGCUGCUGUGGACUUCCUAAAAUGACUAAAAAGUUACAAAAAAAAAGUGACGGUAGGAAACAACCACUAAAAUCAUUCCAAUUUGAAACAAAUUGAAUUGAGCUCAGAGGUUCCCAGAUGUAUCCGCCGCUGCUUCAUGCCAGCAGCAGUCGACUCUCGUCACGAAGCCACUGGGUAAAUGUCACAAGUUGAAUAACUUCAUGUAAACUGUAGGCGACAUCAGUUUUCAGUCUAAAGGAGCCUUUGAGGGGGGAAAAGCUACACAAUAUGGUUCGUUUUGGGGUCAAAAUGGCAUUUCUUUCACUUUGGAUGAAUCCUGCUUCCUGCAGCGUCGUCCGUCGAGUUAUUUCUGCCUCCAGAGCAGCUUUGCCCGCAAAGACGUUUUUUUUUUCGAUAAAGCUAUAACUGAUGCUGCAGCUCCGAGCUAAACCAGCCCUGCGUCACUCAUUCUGAACAUUUCAGGAGGUUUUUGUUCUCUGUCUUUUCGUCGGGGUUCCUAUUGGGCAGGAGGUACAUGUGUUUAAAAAAAAAAAAAAAAAACAGGUUCUUCAGGGUUUUUUUCUG
Salarias fasciatus (jewelled blenny) is the source of this 1981-nucleotide messenger RNA. Its product is annotated as homeobox protein Dlx4a-like. Gene Ontology annotation, biological process: cell differentiation; embryo development; regulation of transcription by RNA polymerase II. The record is from RefSeq and is a predicted model, not a curated record. Gene Ontology annotation, molecular function: RNA polymerase II cis-regulatory region sequence-specific DNA binding; DNA-binding transcription factor activity, RNA polymerase II-specific. NCBI's taxonomy places the organism in Eukaryota, Metazoa, Chordata, Actinopteri, Blenniiformes, Blenniidae. The transcript is spliced from 3 exons. The coding region runs from base 473 to 1246 and encodes 257 amino acids.